Messenger RNA from Scheffersomyces coipomensis, 1586 nucleotides. Its product is annotated as inorganic diphosphatase. Bases 177 to 1187 code for a protein of 336 amino acids. Gene Ontology annotation, molecular function: magnesium ion binding; inorganic diphosphate phosphatase activity. The record is from RefSeq and is a predicted model, not a curated record. Lineage: Eukaryota; Fungi; Ascomycota; Pichiomycetes; Serinales; Debaryomycetaceae. Gene Ontology annotation, biological process: phosphate-containing compound metabolic process. The transcript has a single exon. Gene Ontology annotation, cellular component: cytoplasm; nucleus.
AAUUGAGAGCGGAAUAAUUGUGAGGGGAUUAUCUUUUCGCAGUAAUGAUUUGAACCUCGGGAACCACAUUGAAAAAAAAAAAAAGAACAAAAUAAUAAUCCUAAUUGGGGUACAUCUAUAUAAGCUGAAUUAUUGUGAUAAAAUCAGGAACCACAUCUUAUUCUUUUAGAAUUGCUAUGAGACUGACUUUGUUAAAGACAUUUCCUCGUAUAUAUUUGGCUAUGGGCUAUAAUAAAACUGCUGCUUUAAGGUUAUCGUUGACCAACCAACAUAUAUCACCUGUCAGGUUAAAUUCUACAUCAGCUAAUUCGGCAGCAACAAUUGCAAAUAUUGGUAAUAUCAAUCAAGGAACAAAAUACACUACUGAUUUUAAAAACUAUGCUAUUGAUAAGAACACAGGCAGUGUGAUCUCUUACUUCCAUGAUAUCCCAUUAGAUUUAAAUGUCGAGAAAAGAGAAGCUAAUAUGAUUGUGGAGAUUCCUCGAUGGUCCAAUGCAAAAUUUGAAAUAAGUACAUCCUUACCAGGUAAUCCUAUUGUUCAAGAUGUUAAGAAAGGUGAGGUAAGGUUCGUCAAGAACUUGUUUCCUUAUCACGGUUAUAUUCAUAAUUAUGGAGCUUUCCCUCAAACAUGGGAAGAUCCCACAACUAAAAAUGAAUCUAUCAACCUCUAUGGAGAUAAUGAUCCCCUCGAUGUCUGUGAAAUAGGAUCAAACAUAAUUUCAACAGGUACUGUUAAGAGGGUGAAGAUAUUGGGAAGCAUUGCACUUAUAGAUGAUGGCGAACUUGAUUGGAAAGUAAUCGUUGUCGACAUUGAAGAUCCUUUGGCUAAAGAGGUAUUUGAUAUUCACCAUCUUUUCCUUAAAACACCAGGUUUAUUGGAAAGUACUCGAAGUUGGUUUAGAGAUUAUAAAUUAGCUGAUGGUAAACCUCAGAAUGAAUUCGCUUUUAAUGGAAAAUAUAAAAAUCUGCAAGAGACAAUUGAAAUCAUUCAAGAAUGUAAUCAAAGUUGGAAGAGAUUAAUAAAUGGUCAAGUUAAGGGUGAUAAGUUACCUACUACAGAAAAUGUAAGGUGUAAGGGUACUCCAAAUUUCAAAUCUUCAUUUGAAGACAUACUGCUCAAAUCUAGCAGUACAGAGUCAGUUGUACCUUCAAUAGUUCAGAAAAUUUAUUAUAUUCCAACAGAGUAAACGUAUUUAUUAUAUGGUUUAUUUAUUACCAGAAGUACUUAAAAUAUAUUGUCAUAGUAUUUAAUACAAGAUAUGUUGCAUGCCGAUCAUAAGUAGCAUUUGAGAAACUACAAGUUCACUCUUCAAUGAGCCUUAUUACGUCAAUUUAUGAAAAGCUCAAAUAGUAUAUGAAUAAUAUUUUGGUACCGAGCUGUAGUUUUUCUUCGUAUGUUAACUUAUGUAGCAAUGUGUAUGCUAUGCAUAUCAUCUUUAUAUAAAACACUAAUACAAGAAGAAAGGCGAAUGGUAUAUUUUGUCCAAAAUAAUUCUAGCUUCCAUUUCUAUUUCCUCAUCCACGGUUUCGAAAUCGAUUUCUUCAUUGGCAGGAUUAAUCUCCUCUUCUUCGAUUUGUAAUCUUCC